Purpureocillium takamizusanense is the source of this 735-nucleotide messenger RNA. RefSeq lists its product as uncharacterized. The coding region runs from base 1 to 633 and encodes 210 amino acids. The transcript has a single exon. The record is from RefSeq and is a predicted model, not a curated record. Lineage: Eukaryota; Fungi; Ascomycota; Sordariomycetes; Hypocreales; Ophiocordycipitaceae.
AUGCCUCUUACAAAAGCCUUUGCUACCAAAGGUCUCGCCAUCUACGUCGACAACCCGCAGUCCGCGUACAAGCCCGGGGAUACCAUCACUGGCCGCGUUGCCCGCCAGGUCCCUAUGGCCGUCGGUGCUGACCACGUCAGCAUCACCAUACACCUACACGGUUGCGCCUUUGCAAAACUCGUGGAAUGGAGCGAUCACACCGGCGAAAGCCAGAGGAGUUUUCACUGCGCGUUUCCUCCGCUUGCAUCAGCCGACACGCUUGUCCAGCUACACGACGGGCCUCUGCAUAUCCCACGGACCGUCGACGGAUUGUCAAUAGACCAGAUCGACGUUAAGAGACAGCGGGAUCAAACCGUUGGCCAGUCGUGGCCAUUUGCGAUUACGAUACCACGGCAGACGGCAGCGGGGGCUGUCGAGAAGAGCAGGGCCGGCAUUGCAUUCUUUGUUCCCGUGGACAAGGACGGUCACGUCCCCGCGCACCCGCUACCGGCGAGCACCUACCGUGAGCGAACGGAGUCGGGCCCGGGAGAGUUCAAGAGUGGCUUCAUCGAGUAUUUCCUGAAGGCGACAUUGACCGCGGCCCACGGUGGCAGUGGCUCAGAGGCCAUUCACCUCGUAACAAUUGGAACGUGAGGUUGGCACCCUGGACUUGGUCGAAUUAUUGCGAGGAUACCACACGUGUCGAAGGUCUUGACCGCGCGCAAAUGCUCGCCAUCCACAUGUUUCAACUUGGAC